GCAGUGCUAUUUUCGAACUUAUCAGCAUGGCGCGCAUACUUAGUUGUAUCGUUAUUUCUCUAACUCUAACCGGAGCUUUCGCUCAAAAAGAUCCUCAUUUCGCCCCAGGAAGAAACACCAUCGUUCACUUAUUCGAAUGGCAUUGGGCGGACAUUGCCAAUGAAUGCGAAAAUUUCCUCGGUCCCAAAGGAUACGCAGGAGUUCAAGUUUCACCUCCGAGUGAAAACACGAUUAUUGGCAACAGACCAUGGUGGGAAAGGUACCAACCAAUCAGUUACAAUCUUGUCACGAGAUCCGGUGAUGAAAAUGCAUUCGCAGACAUGGUAAGGAGAUGCAACAACGUUGGCGUGAGAAUUUACGUCGACGCUUUGUUCAACGACAUGUCCGCUACAUCAGGUCAGGGAACUGGAGGAAACUCGGCUGAUGUAGGUAGCUUGAACUACCCCGCAGUUCCAUACAGCGGCGAAAACUUCCACAGCAAAUGCGACGUAAACAACUACCAGGAUCCUAACAACAUCAGAAACUGCUGGCUAAGUGGUCUUCCUGAUUUGGAUCAGAGCCAGGAAUAUGUACGAGGAAAACUUGUGGACUACAUGAAUCACUUAGUUAGCUUGGGAGUAGCAGGAUUUAGAAUUGACGCAGCUAAACAUAUGUGGCCACAGGAUCUCCAGGUAAUUUUCAGCAGAGUCAACGACGUUAGUAUGGGUGGAAAACCUUUCUUCUACCAAGAAGUAAUUGAUUUAGGAGGUGAAGGCGUAAAGAAGACUGAAUACAUUGGUUUCGGUACAGUAUUAGAAUUUAAAUUCGGUAAUGAGCUAGGUAACGCCUUCCAAGGGCACAAUCCCAUCCACUAUCUCAAAAACUGGGGCCCACAGUGGGGUUUGCUAGAAGGAACUGACGCUGUAGCCUUCAUUGACAAUCACGACAAUCAACGCCACGGAUCUAGCAACAUUCUGACUUACAAAAACCCAAAACCCUACAAAAUGGCAAUCGCUUUUAUGUUGGCCCAUCCUUACGGAACUACUCGUGUCAUGUCUAGUUACUCUUUCGAUGACGCUGAUGCCGGUCCACCACCAAACCAACCCUCUUUCAACGCCGAUAAUUCCUGCAACAACGGAUGGGUGUGUGAACACAGGUGGAGACAAGUCUACAACAUGGUAGGAUUUAGGAACGUUGUAGCAGGAACCGACGUAACUAGCUGGUGGGACAACGGGGACAAUCAAAUUGCAUUCAGCAGAGGUGACAAAGGUUUCGUUGCUUUUACCGUAAGCGGUGACAUCAACCAAAACAUACCCACCACCUUGCCAGAUGGUAGUUACUGCGAUAUCAUCUCCGGUGACAAGGAAAAUGGAUCAUGUUCUGGUAAAACCAUUACAGUCAGCGGCGGACAGGCUAAUGUCAACUUGUCUAAUGGAGAAGACGAUGGCGUCGUAGCCAUUCACGUUAAUUCAAAAUUGUAAAUUAAUUUGUAUUUUAUAGAAUAAACUAUUUUUUUAAAAA
Messenger RNA from Phyllotreta striolata, 1500 nucleotides. NCBI's taxonomy places the organism in Eukaryota, Metazoa, Arthropoda, Insecta, Coleoptera, Chrysomelidae. The record is from the annotation of a GenBank genome assembly.